This is a messenger RNA of Pocillopora damicornis (cauliflower coral), 711 nucleotides long. RefSeq names its product ferric reductase 1. Gene Ontology annotation, biological process: regulation of postsynaptic membrane neurotransmitter receptor levels; regulation of glutamate receptor signaling pathway. NCBI's taxonomy places the organism in Eukaryota, Metazoa, Cnidaria, Anthozoa, Scleractinia, Pocilloporidae. The record is from RefSeq and is a predicted model, not a curated record.
CCGAUUGUUAAUGGUCUUGACAGUUGUACUAACUAUCCUUGGAGUUAUCAUCAUCUUUGUUCAUGCUGGUCGCUGGACCAAGGAAGCUGGUGCUCAUCCAAUCACUGGUAUAUUUGUACUGGUGCUUGCUGUUAUUCAACCAAUUAUGGCAGUAUUCAGACCCCACCCUGGAGAAGAAAAACGCUACAUCUUCAACUGGGCUCAUCGUGGUGUGGGGCUGUCCGCACUAAUCCUGGCUGUGGUGACUGUGUUCUUUGGUCUUCGCCUUCCUGAUUCAAGGCUAGGUGACUCCGCCCUGUACCCCAUGGUCGCCUACUGUGUGGCUUUGACUCUUGUGGUUGCUUACGACAUCUAUGAUACUUUGUCAACGCCACAGGGCGAAGUAUUUUUCAGUGUUGUUCCAUCGGGAGGGAAUGAAGGUGAUUACUUGUGGAGUUAGGAAACUGAGUUUUAAUCAGAACUGAUCAUCCAGCUGACUUGUUAAUUUAUUGGGAGAACUCUGUUAUUAAUCAGAACUGUCUGGCAAGAUCAGUCAGUGUCUAGAUUUUAUACACUAUUUUAAGGAAAUGUUUCAAAGUUAGAUGAAAGCAUACAAAAAAGGUCAUAUUCUUCUGUAAACUUACCAUUCUUUUGGCCAUUUUUGAUUGAUUCUAAUCUCCCUCACGUGACUGAAUGACUAUCGACUGUUAUCAUCACACUAAAGAUACAAAA